Molecule: messenger RNA, 2853 nt
Organism: Aspergillus calidoustus
Lineage: Eukaryota; Fungi; Ascomycota; Eurotiomycetes; Eurotiales; Aspergillaceae
Source: the annotation of a GenBank genome assembly
CCCAAAGCUCCAACUUUUGCAUUCUCUGAGGGGUACAGCCUGUGCUUGAUAGGUGGAUGAAUCCCAGAUCCAAGACAAGGGCGAUCACCUACUGCAAGAAGUAUCGUGGACCCGCAUAAUGGGGUUUUGGGGGCGGAAAAAUAGCUGUUUUGUCCCGAUUAACCGCUCCCCUUGCAAUAUCGCAGACCUCCCAGAGACCACGUUGGGAUAUUGUGCGAGGCUUCCUCGUAUCUUGUACCGCUUCGAGAAAUUGCCCGAGGUCCUCCAGCUUUCCUGGAACAGCUUGGAGUUUCCUGUGGAUACAUAAGUGACGUAAAGAAGGUCGUCGGUGGGCACCAACACACUAAUCUUACUGAUGCCGUGGCUUACAAUGCCAACAAAUGCUUCGUAAACUCGGACAAUAUCAGGUUUGAUAUGAAGGGGUUGUGGUAGAUUGGGGGGUGGGGAGAUCCGAAAAAUACGCGGGCAGACGCCUCCCGAGUCUUGACAUGCUUAGGGCACAGCUGUGCCACCUGUGGGGAUCAAGGUUAAAUAGGUUCCUCACACGCGACAGGCAUUGGCCUGUGACCGAGUCCACACCGUACUGGCUCUCCGAGAAAUUACGGCCGGCAAUCUCGCUUCCCAUCUCUGUUGGACGCGUUACGGCGUUGCGCAGCAAAGCAACAAAGUGACUGACUCGCGACCUUCCCCUUUUCAUCGCGUUGCCCAACUUAAAAUCGACGAUCACCUCUCCCCCCUCUCCCAAAUACCACGUUGCGGCCUCCGGCAUCCCUGCUCUCCUCGUGGUUCCCCAUUGUGUGUCGUCAUGGGUGUGUUAACGCCACGAACUGUGCUCCUCUUGCUCGCGACGAGCGUCGCAGCCACUGCCAGCUCUCCUGGUCGUCUGGCUAGUACAGUCCCCGACAGUGGGAAGGACUACUUUGAUUUCGAGGCUGUUCAGCUACUCCCAGCUGAUCUGAAGACGCUCAAUGAGUCCGAUGCCGCUUUGUUCGACUUUGACUCUGCCGAAAGUCAAUCGGACAAUUCUGCGCGAACGCUCCGUCGCUGCAAGGUCUUUCCAGGAGAUGCUCUCUGGCCCUCGAGAAGUAUCUGGAGCUUGUUGGACACGGUAACCGGAGGCGCUCUGGUAAAGGGUGUUCCGCGGGCCUCGACAUGCUACAGCGGGCCGGCGUAUGAUGCCGCCGACUGCGAGUACCUGACAUCGCAAUGGACCAACUCCUUGUCUGAUCCCAUUGAAAUGCUGUCGCCUGUGUAUCAGGGCCUCACCUGUCAGCCCACCACCGACCCCAGCGACAGCUGCACCAUGGGUGGUUACCCACACUAUGUCAUCAAUGCGACCGAUGUUGCGCAGAUCCAGCUGGGCAUCAACUUUGCUCGCAACACGGGGGUCCGCUUAGUCGUCAAGAACACCGGUCACGACUUUUCCGGCAAGUCUGGUGGCGCUGGCUCUCUGAGUAUCUGGACACACAACCUCAAGGGCCUCAAGUAUAUCGAGAGCUACGAUGCUCCUGGCACCGACUGGACCGGCGCUGCCUUUAAGAUGGGGGCCGGUAUUCAGGCCUACGAGAUCUACAAGGCUGCCAACGAUCAUGGUCUGAUGGUCGUUGGAGGAGAAGGGCAGACUGUUGGUGUGGCAGGCGGAUAUAUUAUCGGCGGAGGCCACUCCCCGCUCAGCUCCAUCCACGGCAUGGCCGCCGACCAGGUCCUCUCAAUGGAGGUUGUCACUCCGGAUGGAAGGUUCUUGACAGCCUCGUUUGUGGAGAACCAGGAACUCUUUUGGGCUCUACGCGGAGGAGGCGGAAGCACCUUUGGCGUCGUCACGUCUGUCACCGUCAAGGCGUACCCGACAAUCCCUGCAACAACGUCGACCUUUUCCUUCACUACCGGCGGAGAUAUUACCUACGACAACUUCUGGAAGGGAGUCAGAGCAUACCUGGAUUACUUUAUCGAGCACUCCGAUACGGGAGUGUACUCGUACUUCUUCAUCCUGCCUUCAAACGGCCAAUUUACCUUCUUAAUGCAGCCUUUCGUCGCGCCCAACAAGACUCUCGAGGAAACCAAUGCCCUUCUCUCACCCUGGUUUACUCAGCUGAAUGAGCUGGGUAUCAACUUUACGCCUAAGACCACUUACUAUGAUAAUUUCUACGAGGCAUGGCUCGGUUCAUUCCCGCUCGAGGUCGUCGAGAAAACGCACGUUGCAACCGGCUCUCGCCUCUUCCCUCGCGCAAAUUGGGAGGACGAAUUGCUUCUUAACCAGACCUUUGACGCCAUCAAGGCGUCAUCCGAUGCUGGUCUCGUCCUCAUUGCCUUCAAUAUGGCCCCAACCCUUGAGCGCGGCGGAAACCCCGACAACGCCGUCAACCCUGCGUGGAGAAAGGCCGUCAUGCACGCGCUUUCCAGCGUCAACUGGGCUGAGAACGCGACCGUGGCGGAGAUCAAGGCCGCUCGUGAAGAGUUCACCUACACGCACAUGCAGCGCUGGAGGGACGUCAGCCCUGGGGCGGGUUCUUACCUCGGGGAGUCGGAUCGCAUGGAGCCUGACUUCCAGCAAUCGUUCUAUGGAUCGGCUUAUCCCCGACUCCUGGCUUUGAAGCGGAAGCUGGAUCCCCGCAAUGUUUUCUAUGCUGCGACGGCUGUCGGCAGCGAGGACUGGGAGGUUGUGACUGAGAAUGGCCUGCCCACGGAGAAUGGGAGAUUAUGUCGCGUGUUGUAGACCAUGUGUACAUCCUUAUUGUAAUACUACGAUAGAUAAUAACAAGCCAGUCUUCAAUAUGAUAUCUAUUGAAUCACCUAAACCUGUUUUAAAUGCUUUCUUCCACCCCAACACCGUUGCGUUGCGACUAUAUAUUUCUC